Medioppia subpectinata is the source of this 1392-nucleotide messenger RNA. The record is from the annotation of a GenBank genome assembly. Lineage: Eukaryota; Metazoa; Arthropoda; Arachnida; Sarcoptiformes; Oppiidae.
GAUUACAAAAUUAAUAAUACAUUCAAUACUAAUAGUGUAUUAUUGUGUGCCGUCGGCGGUGACGGCCAUAGCGGACGCAAAACGUGCGCCAAAUGUGAUAUUGUUUGUGGCGGACGACAUGGGUUGGGCUGACGUGGGCUAUCACUCCGACCACAUUCUCACCCCUAAUAUCGAUAGUCUGGCCGCCGAUGGAGUCGUACUCAACCACUUCUACGCCCAACCCAUAUGUAGCCCGAGUAGGGGUGCGCUCCUGACAGCCGUACAUCCCAUACAUCUGGGCCUUCAAAACGCUAUCAUUUACACCGAAUCGCCGACUGGCCUACCAUUGGAGCGCAAUAUAUGGCCCCAAUAUCUCAAACAACGUGACAAUUAUGCCACACAUAUUGUCGGCAAAUGGCAUCAGGGCUUUGCCCGCCGCGAGUAUACCCCCACCUACAGGGGCUUUGACUCGCACGUGGGCUUCUGGUCGAUGGCCAUCGGGUAUUACGAUCACCAAAACUGUCAGUCGGGCGGCAACUGUGGCCUCGAUUUUCACCACAAUAUGGAUGUCAUAACAAACGCGUCGGACAUCUAUUCAACGCGUUAUUUCACCGAUCGAUGCGUUCAUAUAAUCGACCAACACAACACAUCGCAACCCCUAUUCCUAUACGUGCCCUAUCAAGCGGUUCAGACACCGUUUGUACCCAUACGGGAGCGCAUGGAUCUCUUCCCAUACAUCCGGUCACCCGAACGCCGAGUGUUGGCCGCAAUGGCCUAUAGUAUGGACGAGUCUAUCGGCACUAUUAUGGAGGCCCUCCAUAGCAAGCAUAUGCUCGACAACAGUAUUGUUAUAUUCAUUAGCGAUAACGGGGGCCACCCUUUCGAGCAUAACAAGUGGACACGAAGCGCGACGAGUGGUCCUAGAGCAAAUGAUGGUCAGAAUCGACCGCUAAGGGGUGGAAAGUUUUUGCUUUACGAAGGAGGCAUACGAGUGCCGGCACUUGUGUGGAGUCCAUUGCUUAACAAAAGUGGUUACGUAUCGCAAGCUUUGGUUCACAUCACAGAUCUCUUGCCAACAGUUUUGGAAGCUAUCGAUGGCACGAGACUUAAUGAUGAUGAUCAUAAUUAGGUGUUUCCCAAUGGAAAGUGCUAUCAAAUAAUGAACGGCCCGUUCGGUGGGAAAUACAACACAAUGUGGACAACAUUCAGAAUUCAUCGGCCAUUCGAUGGCAUGACUGGAAACUAAUCCAAACGAGUAAACCCUUCGGACAGUCGCCGGCGGAUUACAACCACUUUCCCAUCGAUAUCGGCCCCCAUUCGCGGCCAACGGUUCAACACAACGACCGCUUGAAUAGCAAAACGUAUCGCAUUUUGCGUCAAAUGAAUCGCCGACCGGACUAUACAGUGUUGAGC